AUGGUCUCCAACCCAAGAAAGACCGAUGCGGACGCAUCGACGCCACCCUCGACUGGCACUUAUGAUCCCCACGAAUUACCGGAUUACGAGACCGAAUUUGUUCGACACGGAGAUCUGGAAAGUUUUGCUGAAGCCCUGAUCGCUCCCAGCACCGAGCCCGUAACAGCUCUGAAUGAUUGGGGCCCGGUUCAUCAGCGUGUGAAAAGAAACCGAGUCCGCCGGAAAGCUACGCGGCGAUCCAAGGAUGAAACUCGGGAAGGCGUCGUUUACACAAUCCUGUACUAUCCAUUGCUGCUCAUCGUCUCUGGCUGGAUAGUUUUUCUCUUCAUCAUUUACAAUCUAACCCGUCUCUACAUUUACGUAUACGAGCAUGUGUUUUCGUGGACAGGGGAACGCGAGAGACUGCGCAGGCAACUUCACCGAGCGACCAAUUACAACGAAUGGCAGGAGGCCGCCCAUCGCUUGGACCAAUAUCUUGGGAAUGAAGAGUGGAAGCGCUCCGAAUCCUACUCGUAUUAUGACCAUCAAACGGUGAGAAAGGUCACCGCCCAACUGGCUGAGCUCCAUCAAAAGGCCGUAGCCGAGUCCGAAAGAGGUCGCGGCGGAAAUGGUGGCCUCGUGGCUCUGGAUGAACUAAAAGCAUUGCUCGAGAGUUGUCUCAAGAACAAUUUCGUCGGCGUGGAGAAUCCCCAUCUGUACAGUGAGACGUACAUCGGCACAAAGGAUUUGAUUCAGACCUUCGUCGAUCAAGUUGAGCUGAGCCUUCGAUUCGUUCUUGGCACUAAAAGCAUGACCGAUAGGGAAAAGGUAUCUUUCUUCAGACAUCUGGAGUUGAACUAUGGACGGACUGCGCUUUGCCUUUCUGGGGGGGCGACGUUUGCUUAUUACCAUUUCGGUGUCGUCAAAGCCCUACUUGAUACCGGUCAGCUUCCGGAGAUCAUCACCGGUACGUCUGGCGGCGCUCUGGUCGCGGCAUUGGUGGCCACCAGAACAGACGAGGAAUUGAAGAAACUGCUAGUGCCGGCAUUGGCGUAUCGGAUCAGAGCCUGUCACGAAGGGUUCACGACGUGGAUUCGCAGGUGGUGGCGUACUGGUGCGAGAUUUGACUCUCUCGAUUGGGCACUGCAAUGCAGCUGGUUUUGCCGUGGCUCAUUGACCUUUCGAGAAGCAUACCAGAGAACUGGCCGCAUCCUCAAUGUCUCAUGCGUGCCCUCCGACCCUCAUUCCCCGACAAUCUUGAACAACCACAUCACGAGCCCUGACUGCGUCAUAUGGUCGGCGGUCCUUGCGUCUGCGGCUGUCCCUGGGAUCCUCAACCCCAUCGUCCUAAUGCGGAAGACGAAGGACGGGACACUAGUGCCUUACUCAUUUGGCAACAAGUGGAAAGACGGAAGCUUGCGAACCGAUAUUCCGUUGAAAGCGCUCAACAUCCACUUCAACGUCAACUUCUCCAUUGUUUCACAAGUCAACCCGCACAUCAAUCUGUUCUUCUUUUCACCGCGGGGCUCGCCAGGUCGGCCAGUGACACACCGCAAAGGCCGAGGCUGGCGCGGAGGAUUUCUCGGAUCCACUAUUGAGACCUCGGUCAAGCUCGAUCUACAAAAGUAUCUCAAGAUUCUGCGUCACCUAGAACUGCUACCUCGACCAAUGGGCCAGGAUUGGAGUGAGAUUUGGCUGCAGCGAUUCGACGGUACAGUGACCAUCUGGCCCAAGACCAUCGCCAGCGACUACUGGCACAUCCUCAGUGACCCCAGCCCGCAACGGCUGGAUCGAAUGCUCAUGGUCGGUCAGCGCAGCUGCUGGCCGAAGAUCCGUUUUAUCUCCAAUCGCCUGAAGAUCGAAAGAGUCAUCUUGGAGGGCCUGCGAAAGGGAGGCCCGAUUGACGACGGCGCGCGUGUUCCUGACCCUGUUCUCGAACAACAGGCGCAGGAGGCGCUCCUCCGGGCCAGGAGGCGACCUGGCACGGAUGACAAUACCUCGUCCACGGAAGAGAAACAUCUCAAACCAACCCCUUCACCAGGGCGGAGGCAGAGCAGUAUACUUGAGGAACUUACGCGACAGGCAUCCGUGCUGUGGCAUGACGACACGGUCACUGAAGGAGAGGAUGAUGCCGUGACGACUGAUGAGGCCGAGGGCGAGGAUGGUGUGGUGCAGGCUCCGGUGGAAAUGACAUGA
This is a messenger RNA of Cladophialophora psammophila CBS 110553, 2175 nucleotides long. RefSeq names its product patatin-like phospholipase domain-containing protein. Lineage: Eukaryota; Fungi; Ascomycota; Eurotiomycetes; Chaetothyriales; Herpotrichiellaceae. The record is from RefSeq and is a predicted model, not a curated record. Gene Ontology annotation, biological process: lipid metabolic process. The transcript has a single exon. Bases 1 to 2175 code for a protein of 724 amino acids. Gene Ontology annotation, molecular function: triacylglycerol lipase activity.